Varanus komodoensis (Komodo dragon) is the source of this 3513-nucleotide messenger RNA. It is a transcript of the gene MSH2, whose product is annotated as mutS homolog 2. Gene Ontology annotation, biological process: mitotic recombination; mismatch repair; somatic recombination of immunoglobulin genes involved in immune response. NCBI's taxonomy places the organism in Eukaryota, Metazoa, Chordata, Lepidosauria, Squamata, Varanidae. The transcript is spliced from 16 exons. Gene Ontology annotation, cellular component: nucleus; MutSalpha complex. Gene Ontology annotation, molecular function: ATP binding; mismatched DNA binding; ATP-dependent DNA damage sensor activity. The record is from RefSeq and is a predicted model, not a curated record. Bases 1 to 3060 code for a protein of 1019 amino acids.
AUGCUCACAAACAGGCCUACAAUUUCCCUAAGCGUCGAGUGGUUGCCAUGGCGCUGGGACGGUGGCCGGCAGGGCUCUUCCCGCCGGAACGCGUUCCGCAGAGAAGGCGGUUCCUACGGAGGCCGGCGUGGGACGCGGGGCGAGGAUUGGCCGUGCGGUGUGUCGUGGGUGCUGCUGGAGGCGGCGGCGCUGUGCUUGUUGGCGGGAGAUUCCAGCAUGGCGGCCUGCGCAGACUCCUCUUCCUCUGCGCGGGAGGGCUGCUGGCCCGAGGGGUCGAGCGCCGAGAGCAACUUCGUGCGCGCCGUGCUGGCAUUGGCCGCCAAGCCCGACACCACCGUCCGGUUUUUCGAGCGCGGCGACUACUACACGGUCCAUGGCGGGGAUGCGAUCCUUGCGGCGGCGGAGGUCUUCAAGACGAGGGGUGUCAUUCGUAUGCUGGGCGCAGGAACCCGGAAACUUGAAAGUGUUGCACUUAGCAAGAUGAAUUUCGAAUCUUUCUUGCGGGAUCUUCUUCUCGUUCGUCAGUACAGGGUUGAGGUAUACAAGAACAAAGCAGGAAAUAAAUCUACCAAAGAAAGUGAAUGGUAUUUGGCAUAUAAGGGUUCUCCAGGAAACCUUGCUCAGUUUGAGGAUAUUCUUUUUGGCAACCAUGAAAUGUCAUCUUCUGUUGGUGUUGUGGGUAUUAAACUUCUCUCAGUGGAUGGACAAAAAAUUGUAGGAGUUGGGCUUGUGGAUUUGUUGGUGAGGAAACUGGAAGUGUGUGAGUUUCCUGAUAAUGAUCAGUUUUCAAACCUUGAAGCAGUGUUGGUUCAAAUGGGACCCAAGGAAUGUUUACUUUCUGUGGGAGAAACUUCUGGAGAUAUGGAGAAAUUGAGACAGGUUGUUCAACGAGGAGGGAUCAUGAUUACAGACAGGAAAAAGAAUGAAUUUUCAACAAAAGAUACAAUUCAAGAUCUUAACCGCUUGCUGAGAUUAAAAAAAAAAGAACGUGUGUCUAGUGCAACUUUACCUGAAAUGGACAAACAGGUUGCCAUCUCUUCCUUGUCUGCAGUGAUUAAGUAUUUAGAACUCUUAAAUGAUGAGUCAAAUUUUGGGCAAUUUGAAUUGUCCACCUUUGAUCUUAAUCAGUACAUGACUCUGGAUCAUGCUGCUGUGAGAGCCCUUAACCUUUUCCAGGCUUCUUCAGAAAAUGCCCAAGGUACGCAGUGUCUGGCUGGGCUGUUAAAUAAGUGCAAAACGCCUCAAGGACAGAGGCUGGUGAACCAGUGGCUUAAACAGCCCCUGAUGGACAAGAACAGAAUUGAGGAAAGGCUAAAUUUGGUGGAGUCCUUUAUGGAAGAUGCAGAGCUCAGGCAGGCUCUUCAGGAAGAUCUUCUCCGUCGCUUCCCAGACUUCAGUCGAAUAGCCAAGAAAUUCCAGAAGAAAGCCACUUUGCAGGAUUGUUACAAAAUUUACCAGGCUGUGAAUCAGAUACCUAAUGUGGUAGAGGCACUGGCGAAAACUGAUGGAAACCAUGACAUGCUAGUAGAAGAGGUGUUUACCAAGCCUCUUAAAGAGCUGCUCUCUGAUUUCUCCAAUUUCCAGAAGAUGAUUGAAGAAACAUUGGACAUGAAUACGGUGGAAAGCCACGAAUACCUUGUGAAAUCUUCAAUUGACCCAAGCCUCGCUGAGUUGAGAGAAAGUAUGGAUAAACUGGAGGAAAAAAUGCAGAGUGUGCUAAAGACCUCAGCCAGGGAACUGAGUUUAGAAGCUGGCAAGAGCAUCAAAUUAGAAUGUAAUGCGCAGUUCGGGCAUUUUUUUCGAAUUACUUACAAAGAAGAGAAGGUUUUGCGGAACAAUCUGAAAUACAAGAUCUUGGAAACCCAGAAGAAUGGGGUGAAGUUCUCCAACAUUGCAUUGAAAGAGAUCAACGAAGAAUACAUAAAGAGCAGGAAAGAAUAUGAAGAAAUGCAGGAUGUUGUUGUUAAAGAAAUAAUCAAUGUUGCAUCAGGGUAUAAGGAGCCCAUACAGAUCCUGAAUGAUGUUAUAGCCCAGCUGGAUGCAGUUGUCAGCUUUGCCCAUGCGUCAAAUGGAGCGCCGGUGCCGUAUGUACGCCCAACAAUUCUGGAAAAGGGACAAGGGAGGAUUGUUCUGAAAGGGGCACGACACCCCUGCAUUGAAGUUCAAGACGAUGUGGCCUUCAUCCCGAAUGACGUAAUCUUUGAGAAGGGCAAGCAGAUGUUUCAUAUUAUUACUGGACCAAACAUGGGAGGAAAGUCCACCUACAUCCGUCAGACAGGUGUGAUCGUUCUAAUGGCACAAAUUGGAUGCUUUGUGCCAUGUGACUCUGCAGAAGUGACGAUUGUUGAUUGCAUCCUGGCUCGAGUAGGAGCGGGAGACAGCCAACUGAAAGGGGUUUCUACCUUCAUGGCAGAAAUGUUGGAGACGUCAUCCAUCCUAAGAACUGCAACAGAAAACUCACUAGUAAUCAUUGAUGAGCUGGGAAGAGGAACAUCUACGUAUGAUGGCUUUGGAUUAGCAUGGGCAAUCUCAGAAUAUAUUGCCAGCAAAAUUGGCGCUUUUUGUAUGUUUGCUACUCAUUUUCACGAACUGACAGCACUUGCUGACCAAAUCCCUUCUGUGAAUAACCUGCACGUCUCAGCGCUAACGACCGAGGAGACUCUGACAAUGUUGUACCGCGUGAAAAAAGGGGCUUGUGAUCAGAGCUUUGGCAUCCACGUAGCGGAACUGGCUGCGUUUCCCAAGCAUGUCAUUGCUUGUGCCAAGGCAAAGGCUCUUGAGCUGGAGGAGUUCCAGAACAUCAGAAUGCCUGAGGAGGAGGAGGAUGACGACGACAAUGACGAAGACAACAAAGAGCCAGCGGCCAAGAGAUGCUAUAGAGAGAAGCAGGAAGGUGAAAAAAUAAUCCAGGAUUUCCUUUCUCAAGUGAAAGCGAUGCCCCUGGCGGACAUGUCUGAAGAGGACAUCAGAGCCAAAUUGAAGCAGCUCAAAGACGAAGUUCUGACAAGGAACAACGGCUUUGUAAAUGAAAUCAUUUCCCAAACAAAAGUUGUUUCAUGACAUGAGCAAACAGAAACACACAUACUUUUCAGGGUGGAAGUUCACAUCACGCUGAACCAAUCCAAGGCCAUUGCAGGAAAUGGUGCAAAGCACCCGAUGCAGCAUGGCCUUCCCUCAGAUUUCUCUGUCCUGCUAAUGGUAGUCAACAAAGCGCAGUUGGGGAUUUGGGAAGUUUGCAGUGGGGCAUCCCACCACAGGCUACGUGCUCCUGAAAGCUGCAGGGAAAGAACGGUUUGUCACAGGACUAUUAGUUCGGGUGCCAGCUGUAUCCUAGCGGUAGUUCUAAGCUCAACAGAAACAAUAAUGAUUCACUUGCCUUGUGUUGUCAUGUUUUGUUCUGAUCUCUCUAACAGCUCUCCUGCAUUUGUUUUCCUUUCUAAAUGUAGGCAUUUGUGCCAGCUGUAAUGUUUUCUUCUCUAUGACAAUUUUGAAUAAACUCUGCCUUCUACUCCA